AUGGACCACAACGAAAUGGAGGACGACAACGUUUGCGAAGAAUUUGCUAAGCGUCUGAAAGAGUCUGAGAACACUUAUAAGGUUUUUGGUUUCUCACACGUCAUUAUUAUCGGUUCCAUAGCGGACAUAAUGGACACGUCGAUUCGCUCUAUCAUUGACGGCAUGUACCGUAAGACAAAGUUACACUGUAAAACCGACGAAGAAGUCGAAUUGUAUCGUCAACGGCUGUGCAAGCUGUAUUUAACCUACUUGAAAAAAGGCUUGGAUAACGUUGAUCGUCUAGAACCCAAACUGGCGGACACAUUAAUAGUAAAUGUAGAAAAGCCUGUUGAAAAGUUGAAGGAUAGACUGGACGAGUUGAGAACAAAGGUCGCCCAAAGAACGAAACGUCUCCAAAGUCUGGUGGCGUUACAGAGCCGUUUGAAAACUGACACCGUUCUAGCAGAGUGGGUUAUUUCAAAAGUGGGACCAGCUGUACAUGAAGCUGAAAAAGAUCUCUCUGACGUAAAAUGUAUCGCUCCAAAUGUUAUUCAUUCUAUACUGCUUAGUUUGAACCGUAUGAAAGACUCUUUACAUUCUUUUAAAUUAAAUUAA
Messenger RNA from Macrosiphum euphorbiae (potato aphid), 594 nucleotides. NCBI's taxonomy places the organism in Eukaryota, Metazoa, Arthropoda, Insecta, Hemiptera, Aphididae. The record is from the annotation of a GenBank genome assembly.